GCAUUUGAAUCACAUCUAUAGUUUCUUAACACUCAUACAGUUUUACACAUUAAAGUACAAAUAAUAAAUUAUUAGAUUAGUUACUACCUACUGUCCAUAUUAUAGCUGACCACACCUAUUAGAGGAUACGUUUCGGACAUAGUGAUGCAGUCUAAUAAAAUGGGUAGUAAAAACGAAACGAAACCGGACAUACUUAGCAAGUCCAUUCCAAAUCACUAUGAGUCCGAUGGCGAGGGCGAAUCGUCACUAAAUCCUUACGCUCUGGAGUUUAUACCUUCGUAUCUGAAGUGUGGUAAGAACGAUAAUAGCAAGCGUUCGAGUGGGCAAAAAACAAAAACUGAGGCGACCUCAACCACCACGCUGGUGCAGCGUGAAGUAGUCGGCGAUGCAUCCUAUUUGCAGGCCCAGAGGCAGCUGUUCGAGCUGCUCCAUCAGAUGGGCGACAAGUUCAUGCCCCUCAAGGCGAUCAACGUGAGCCUGGCAGCCGAUGGGCAAGGUAUCAAUGUUCAGUUUAAGGCCGAUAUCUCCGGCGUCACCGGCAAGCAGAUGCUCGACGAGAAUCUCUGCCAGGAUGCGGCCCUACAUUUGGAUGUGAGCGACUCCACCCUAAUACCACGAAGACUGCCCAAUGUGUUGGCCGCCAAUUUUAUGGUGCGCAUGGGCGAUGUCCUUAACGAUAAGAUGGAAUGGAACGAAGACUCCAUGGGACCAGGCCGUCCAACAAUUGCUCUACAGCCAAUCGAUGAGAAGUACUUGGAUGUGAGGUCAUCGAUGAGUAGCAAGCAUUCGAUCGAGAGCAAAUUAUCCGUAGAGAGCAAACGCAAGUCCGGCUCCAAUGCCACUAUCAGAGACACCAGUGUUGCCCAACAGCUCGUGGGCAGUACAGCAUCCAAGGAAUCAAUGCUCAAAAACCCGAAGCAGCAGCUGCCGGAACCAGUGCCAAUCAAUGGCACACUUCCCACGUUCGAUAAACCAUCUAUCGCCAGCAAGGUGCACGUUAGUGCUCCAUCUGAAAACUGGAAAAACAUUAAGAUGUCCAGUUCGAAGGCUGAGACACGUGCAAAGACCAUGCAUGCUAAGCAGGAGCCCAUGUUUGAAAAAAAAUCGAAUAAAGGUAUACAUACACCUCGACAAAGUUUAGGGCAAAUCAUCAAAAAAGGUUUGACUAGUGGCCAGAAGUUCGUGCCGCGAAGCACGCAUACAUCCCUAAUGCGCCAAACACAGGUGCAAAAGCGCUUGAGUCUCAUGAAACCGACCGAUAAUUAGAAUCUGAUUAAAAUUAACUAUAUUGAUGCAAUAUAUGUAUAUAUAUGCAGAUAAUUAAGGGAGACAUAUGGAACUAAGGGACCAGUAAAUGAAUUCUUUUAAUUUUACAGAACAGUCCGACGUCAGAUCAGGACUUAUAGUUCGUAAGCUAAUGAUUUGUCGUAUGUAAAAGAAACAUUAUUUAAUUACCCAACACUGGUUAAAACCAAGCAAGUAAAAAAAUAAAA
This is a messenger RNA of Drosophila navojoa, 1493 nucleotides long. RefSeq lists its product as uncharacterized. Lineage: Eukaryota; Metazoa; Arthropoda; Insecta; Diptera; Drosophilidae. The record is from RefSeq and is a predicted model, not a curated record.